Molecule: messenger RNA, 1432 nt
Organism: Homarus americanus (American lobster)
Lineage: Eukaryota; Metazoa; Arthropoda; Malacostraca; Decapoda; Nephropidae
Gene: l(3)72Dn
Product: U3 small nucleolar RNA-associated protein 4 homolog
Exons: 12
Coding region: 144-1418 (424 amino acids)
Biological process (GO): maturation of SSU-rRNA from tricistronic rRNA transcript (SSU-rRNA, 5.8S rRNA, LSU-rRNA)
Cellular component (GO): 90S preribosome; small-subunit processome; t-UTP complex
Molecular function (GO): RNA binding; protein binding
Source: RefSeq, a predicted model, not a curated record
CACUGUUUUCUAUCUCAACCUUCUUCUCUUAGUAUCAUUCAGAGACUAGACCACGCUGGGAACACAUAUAAACACAAGUUGUAAGAGAAACUUCUAUAUAUGUAUGAUAUACUGGAAAGUAGAUCUAAACAUUUAAAAGAAUAAUGGGAGAGUAUACCAUUCAUAAUGUCCGGUUUUAUGACUUUGAACCUAAAGCCAUACAAUGUAUGACUUAUGAGGACGAAACAAAUAGACUGGCACUAUCGAGGGCUGAUGGUACUGUUGAAAUAUGGAACUGUAACUGUCAGAGUCGACCCUUCCUUGAGCUUGUUAUUUAUGGUGAUGAUGGUUGUUCUGUUGAGGCGCUGGUAUGGUGCAGAGGACGAUUAUUUAGUGCGGGACUACAUGGCUUUGCUUUGGAAUAUGAUUUGACUACUGGUGGCAUUAAAUCACGCAUAGCAGUCACUGGUGGUCCCACCUGGUGCCUUGCACUGUCUGCUGAUAGGCAGAAGCUAGCAGCAGGUACAGAGGGAGGCUAUGUGUGCAUAUUUAAUGUUAUGGAUGACGGUAUAUUGUACAACAAAACCCUGGAGAAGCAAGAAGGAAGGAUACUGAACAUCUGCUGGCACCGCAAUGGGGACUAUAUUGUGACCGGCUCUGUUAAUUGUAUCCGUUUGUGGUCCUUGAAGGAAGGGCGGGUGAUGCGCUGUUCAUUUGGCCAGGGAUCAAGUCAAGAAAUCAUCGUAUGGUGUGUUGGCAUACUGGACGACAUGACGAUAGUUAGUGGAGAUUCCAGAGGGAAAACUUGUUUCUGGAAUGCAGAGCUUGGUACUAUAACAGAUGCUGUGGAAACUCACAAAGCAGAUGUUCUUUGUCUCACAGUGUGUGCUGAUCAGAAGUCUGUGUAUGUUGCUGGUGUAGAUCCAGUCAUUGUACAAAUAAGUCGUGUCCAAACAGGGGCAAAGAAGGGAAGGAAAGAGUGCUGGGUGAAGUCUAUUCAGCGGUCAAUACAUACACAUGAUAUUCGUGCUCUGGCCCUCACAAAUGACAACAAAGUAUAUUCUGGAGGUGUAGACACAGUCCUUGCCUUGAGCUACUACCCUCCAAAGACUGUGUUCAGAUUCCCUUCACUACCUUAUCCUGGAUCCAUAUCAGUUGCUGGGGAGGCGGAAUGUAUCCUUCUUCGCUAUAAGGAGCACCUGGAGUUGUGGCAGCUAGGAAAGUCUUCACAAGCUGAUGGACCUACUGGCCUGUUCCUUCCUAUUUCUCAAGAUCGUAUCAAGCUUCUUGAAAUUCACUGCCAUGAGGAUGAGUUGAUAGAUUGGUGUGCUGUGUCUCCCCAGGCCGUCUGGAUUGCUUACAUUGUCAAAGGAAAGCUCAGAAUCUUUCAGUUCUAUCCACCGAAGCCUGACAGCCAAGCAAGUGUGAGAAUGAGGUAAUAAGUAAGGAAAUA